AGGUGCAUUGUGGGAGGUGAGGGCUCUGCAGGGGGACAGGUGAUGUACCAGUCCAGUGGGAGGUGCAUUGUGGGAGGUGAGGACUCUGCUUGGGGACAGGUUAUAAAAGCCCCGUGCAGAGUCUUCCUCGGGAUCAGAGGGAGAUACUUCCUGAUAUACUAACCAUAAUCCUUCUGGACUGUCUUGGACCGUGACUCCCCUUGUGAAGGAUAUUGAACAGAGAGAGGACUAGGAGUCUUCUCAAGUCACUGCAGCCAUGACAGACAAAGACAUCGAUGUGAAGAAGCCCAAAAGAAAGGUGGAUGUCUGCGGGUAUCCUCUCAGUAUCUUCUUCAUCGUGGUCAAUGAGUUCUGCGAACGUUUCUCCUACUAUGGCAUGCGAGCGGUGCUGGUCCUGUACUUCAGGUACUUCCUGAAGUGGGACGAUGACCUGGCCACCUCUAUCUAUCACACCUUCAUCGCUCUCUGCUACCUGACUCCUAUACUGGGAGCCAUUGUGGCCGACUCCUGGCUUGGGAAGUUCAAGACUAUUGUCUAUUUAUCCAUCGUCUAUACGGUGGGACAGGUUGUCAUGGCAGUAAGCGCCAUACACGACAUCACAGACACGGACAGGGACGGGACCCCUGACAACAUGACCUUCCAUGUGGCCAUGUCUAUGGUUGGCCUGUUCCUCAUCGCUCUGGGGACAGGGGGCAUCAAACCCUGUGUCGCUGCCUUCGGAGGAGACCAGUUUGAAGACCACCAGGAGAAACAGAGGAGCACGUUCUUCUCCAUUUUCUACCUGUCAAUCAAUGCUGGUAGUCUCCUGUCCACCGUCAUCACACCCAUCCUCAGAGGCCAGGAGUGCGGUAUCCACUCCCAACAGAAGUGUUAUCCUCUGGCCUUCGGCGUCCCUGCAGCCCUCAUGGUGGUGGCUCUCAUCGUGUUCAUUAUGGGCAGUGGCAUGUACAACAAGACUGCUCCUAAAGGCAACAUUAUGCUGGAGGUCUGCAAGUGUAUCGGGUUUGCCGUAAAGAACCGCUUCAGGCAUCGCAGCAAGAAGUUCCCUAAGAGAGAACACUGGAUGGACUGGGCCGAUGAGAAGUAUGACAAAUUGCUGGUGGCCCAGGUGAAGAUGGUGCUGAAAGUUCUGUUUCUCUACAUCCCCCUUCCCAUGUUCUGGACUCUGUUUGACCAACAGGGCUCCAGAUGGACCCUCCAGGCCACCACCAUGGACGGAAACUUUGGAAUUCUCACUGUGCAGCCAGAUCAGAUGCAGACUGUCAACCCAAUCCUGAUCCUGGCCCUGGUUCCCAUCAUGGACAGCCUGGUCUACCCUCUCAUAAAGAAAUGCCACCUGAACUUUACGCCUCUGAAGAGGAUGACAGUGGGGAUGCUGAUUGCUGCGUUGGCUUUUGUAGCUGCAGCCCUGCUGCAAUUACAGAUUGAUCAAACCCUUCCCAAGCUGCCCCAAGGUGUUGCAGGCCAGGUCAAGUUCCUGAAUCUCGACAGCGCCCCUCUGACUCUUACUAUCGAUGGGACUAUCGACGUGUCUGUCCCAGCUCACCAGGUGAAUACUGGGGACUACUUGACGUUUGACAAAUCAGUCAGAGUCGUGUUCAACAAGAACACGUCAACGGGGACUGGUCUGACCUUAAUGUCACAGACACGACGUACAGCCCUGGUUUCUCCAACCCUGGAUAUGAACCUGGUUUACGACUUGAGCAAGAAGCCCGACGACGGCAUGAACGCCAUCAGAUUUGUGAACGGUUUGGGCAGUGUGUUGAACGUUACGUUGGGAGUUGGCGACAUCGCUCCUCUGUCCGUCUCCAACUACAGUCUGGUUCCACAGGGAAAGGCGGAGUUUACCAUCAUGGACAGUGGGGGCGCAUCAUGUCUGUACUCUAAAGAGCUGGGCUUUGGCAGCGCCUUCACCCUCGUCAUACCGUCCACGUUCACCAUCGGAAGCCCUGAUUGUUGGCAGGCCAUCCAGGUGGUGGAAGACAUCCAGCCCAACACCAUCCACAUGGGCUGGCAGAUCCCCCAGUACUUCCUCAUGACAGCAGGCGAGGUGGUGUUCUCUGUGACUGGCCUGGAGUUCUCCUACUCACAGGCACCUAGCAACAUGAAGUCGGUGCUGCAGGCUGGUUGGCUGUUCACCGUCGCCGUGGGCAACAUCAUAGUGCUGAUUGUUGCCGAGGCAGCACAGCUCCCAGAUCAGUGGGCAGAAUACAUCCUGUUUGCCUCUCUCCUUGUGGUGGUGUGUAUUGUGUUCGCCAUCAUGUCCUACUUCUACACCUACACUGACCCAGCGGAGAUCGAGGCCGAGUUACGCCAGCCGGAACACGAGCCGGAGGAGAAGAAGAAGAAGAGAGAUCAGGUUGAGAUGGAGAGAAAGGACUCAGACUGCAGUAAGAGCAGCAAGGGUUCUGACAAGAAGAAGAAGGAUUCAGUUGUUGAGCAACUUAACCAAGAAGUCAAACAGAGCAAGAUGUAAAACUCCCCAUUCACACCACUUCCUCCUCCACUUCCUCCUCAUUAACCAAUUUUAACAGGUCUCGGAGAGAGAACCAUUGGAACUUAAUCUUAUAAACAUUAAUCAUUCGAUACAGCUUUAUGAGUAAAUUCUGACUUUGAUAUUGUAAAUAAUUUUUUACAAUGAUUUAUUUUGCACCAUGUAGCAAAAGCAACAUAAUGAAUGUAUUUUUGCUUAUCCUAUUUUAUUAGAAAGAGGACAUACUGAAUGAAUGACCAUUCCAGCAUUCCUAUUCAUUUCCCAGUACAGUGUUGUGUGUACUGGAGAUAUAGUUGUUUUGGGUUUGAUGUUGCCAGAGAGUCUUGGUAUUAAUUCCACACCAAGUUGAGUCCCUGGCAGUCAUGUGCUUCAAUAAAGAGGAUGAGUCUUA
Molecule: messenger RNA, 2885 nt
Organism: Salmo salar (Atlantic salmon)
Lineage: Eukaryota; Metazoa; Chordata; Actinopteri; Salmoniformes; Salmonidae
Source: RefSeq, a predicted model, not a curated record